This is a messenger RNA of Centropristis striata (black sea bass), 5076 nucleotides long. It is a transcript of the gene plpp5, whose product is annotated as phospholipid phosphatase 5. Lineage: Eukaryota; Metazoa; Chordata; Actinopteri; Perciformes; Serranidae. Bases 195 to 995 code for a protein of 266 amino acids. The transcript is spliced from 8 exons. Gene Ontology annotation, biological process: phospholipid metabolic process. The record is from RefSeq and is a predicted model, not a curated record. Gene Ontology annotation, molecular function: phosphatidate phosphatase activity.
GCAUCCCCGUUUCUCUCUCAAGUCCUCAAAUGUGCCACUUCCACCGACGGCACAACCGGGGGCUGUGGAGGCCUGCUUCACGUUAACGGCACACGUUAAUGUAAGGAUGAAGAGAUAGAAAAUAACGAGCCGUUAAAGUUCCAGUUAAGUUUGAUGAUGUUUGCUGUUGACUGAAGUCCACUCCAAGAAACAAAAUGAAGAGGAGGCUGCUUCGUGGUUUCCUGUCGGAGAUUUCCAUCCGGAUAGGGCUGCUGCUUGUGUUCCUUGUGACGGAGCAGCUACCUCCCUUCUACCGUGAGAUCCAGCCAGAAGAGAUGUGGCUGUAUAAAUUCCAUCGUGUGGAGAGAGACCAUGUUCCCACCUCACUUAUGUUUAGUGUGGCGGUUUUCACUCCACUCAUUGUAAUCCUGGUUUUCACCUUCCUGAAGAAGUCGGAGCGAGGAGAUCUGAAGGAGGCCUCGCUGGCUGUGACGUUGACUCUGGUGCUGAACGGGGUUUUCACCAACGUCAUCAAACUUGUAGUUGGCAGGCCGCGGCCAGACUUCUUCUAUCGCUGUUUUCCAGACGGUCAGAUGAACCUGGAGUUGCGCUGCAGCGGUGACCCAGAUGUAGUCAUUGAGGGCAGGAAGAGCUUUCCCAGCGGGCAUUCUUCCUUUGCCUUCGCAGGUUUAGGUUUCACAGCGCUGUACAUCGCUGGAAAACUGCGCUGCUUCAAUGCAGCGGGUCAAGGCAGAGCGUGGCGGCUGUGUGCCUUCCUCACACCUUUACUCAUCGCGACUGUCAUCGCCCUCUCCAGAACCUGCGACUACAAACACCACUGGCAAGAUGUAUUAGUGGGUUCUCUGCUGGGCCUGGCUUUCGCCUGGCUGUGUUACAGACAGCACUACCCUCCUCUUCAGGACGCUGACUGCCACAGACCUCUGCGCCACAGAGAGACUGUUCCCGCCGCACAGGAGCGCAAACUGGCCAACUCCAACUACAUCCUGCCCCUGUAGAACAGCUGUAACUGUUACUGGUGUCAUUCAUACUGGGUUACAUGGUAAUCCUUCUAGUUCUGGUUUUCACACCCUUAGGGCUGGGCAGUUUAUCAAUAUUUAUUGUCAAUCAUUGUAACUGUUUUGUGGGAUUUUUCUUUGUAUGGUAACAUAUGGUUUAUUUUUUAAGUUAAAAUGACUAAUGACACAUUUCUUCUGAAUGGUUUCUGAAGCACUUGAGAGUUGCUGAAAAUAUCAACUCCAGUUUCACAAUGACAAACAACUUUGAGACAACAUAUAAACAUUAUCACCAUUGGGGGACCUGGUAGAUAUUAACAGAUUCAUUAUUUUCUCAGCCCUACACAGCCUGUGUAUUCGUGCCUAUAGAUCACUCAACUUUUCAUCGUAAAUAGUUACAACAGCUGAGCAGGUCGACGACACAAGCACUGAACUAAUAGUCCACUGCCCAUCAACCGCCAGCUCAGCUGCUGGGAGGCAGUUUCUCAUGUAGGGACACUAUUUGGUGAUUGUUUUGUAAACUUUUUCAACAAGCAGGAUUAAGGGAAAAUAUUCAGUAUUGAAGUUUGUGCACAGAUUUUCAUUCCUGACCUUGAGAAACAAUAUAUGGUGACGAGAAUCCGAGCUCAAACAAUUAGGCGAUUAACACUUUUGAUAAUUGAUAAAGCCUUUAUGCCAAACCAAUGCUGCCAAACACUUGGUGGUUGCAGCUUCCCAAAUGGGAAGAUUUUCAGUUUUUUACUGUUGUAAAUUUAAUAUAUAAGUGUGGGAAGGUUGGAAUCACAAAACAAGCAGUUUCCAGCUCUGGAAAAAUAGUGUUUUUUCAUAAUUUUCUGACAUUUGUCAGACUAAAUCAAUCAUGAAUAGAUUCAUGUACAAAAUUAUUAAGAUGUUAUAUAAUAUAAAUAAACAUAAGUUUCAGCCUGAGCUCAUAAAAGGCCCGCUUAUUAAUGAUUGAGAACUGUCAGCUGCAUCUCAGAGUCUUCAUCUGUGGUUGGAGCAGGUUCAGGAGCCUGUUCCAAGAAGUCCCAAAUAAGCCAGGCUUUAUUUGGUUAGUCUGACUUAUUUUCAGUUGAUUUGGUUUUUAUAAUGCAAAUUCAACAUAGACCCCAGCGUAAAUUACAGUAGUAACUGAGCUUGAACUGUGUUGAAUUUUGUUAAUGGAUCCGAAUCAACUAAAUAUGAGUGAAGUCAGGCUAACUGAAAAAAACCUGGCUUAUUUGGUAAACCUGCUUUAUGUAACAGGCCUCUGAUGUGAUCACAAGGAUCUGAAUGUGAAACAACAACAGACUGAAUGACUGAAUGUAAAGGGGUCAAUGUCCCUCAAUUGCACACAACCAUUUGUUAUCAUGUGCCUAAAUAAAUAAUUAAAUUAAGGUAAUGCCACUUAAGUCAGCGCCAUUCACCAAAGAAGACAGAGAUAAGGUUGACAGUUCCAAAUUAUUAGUAAGUGGACCUUUGAGCUCAGAUUUUCUGCACCAUAUAGUAUUUAAUUUGACAGUGACAAACUGGUGAAGUAAGAGGUAUUUAUCUGGCCUGCUUGUAUCUAAAAGUAGGGGUGGGCGAUAUGGAUAAAAUCCUCUUUCAUAGUAUAUGUCAUUUUACAUUAAGACAAUGUAUUUCAUUGAUAUGCAUUGUACUUUAAUAUUUGAAAAAAAGGCUCAGUAAUUUCCUAAACCAGCUGGGCGCUGUAGUUUUUAGUAAACCUUACUAAGCAAUGAGUAAAUGGCGCAUUUUGGGUGGCUAUUUUUAGCUGCGGAUUAAUACACAUUCAGUGCCCAAGUUGCUUUGGGACAGCAAUAGAGGUCUAUCACAGAUGAAUAAGAUAUGUCAGGCUUUGUCUAUACUUGUUAAUUAGUUACUUACUUGUCACUUAGUUGUCACAAGUUACUUAGUUAGUUACUUGUCAAUUCAAUAGCACGGAAUAUCAUUACACAAAAAUGUCAAAAAAUUAAACAAAACUUCCCACAGUACAUACCAACAUAUGGAAAGCAACUUCAUGUGUAAAGCAGGUCAAUCAAAACCACUUAAUCAGCUUUGUGUCUUUUAUCUACACAUUGCUCUACUGUCUGUCUUGAGUGCUUUAGAUCUUUCUGUCUUCCUAUAUUGUAUUUCGAAUGUUUCCAUAUACAGAUUGUUUGAAUAUCUGGAUCGGGCUCAUAUGCCCAGUCCUUAGUACAAUGCACCGAUGUAGCAGCUCCACUCCUUUCUUCUCACAGUUGCUUGCAGUACUUGAUAAACACAUCUUUGCUCCAACUGGACAGCACAUCUGCUAAUAUACAGUCAUGGAAAACAAUAUUAGAUCACCCUUGUUUUCUUCAAUAUCUUGUUCAUUUUAAUGUCUGGUACAACAAAUAUAAUGACAACAACAAAAAUUGCUGAUAAGAGUUUAAUUUAAGAGCUGAUAUCUAGCCAUUUUCCAUGGUUUUCUUGAUAAUAACCUAAAUCAUUAUCAAGAAAACCAUGGAAAAUGUCUAGACAUCAGCUCUUAAAUUAAACUCUUAUGAGCUAUUUUUGUUGGUGUCAUUAUAUUUGUCCAAACAAAUGUACCUUUAGUUGUACCAGGCAUUAAAUGAACAAGAAAUUGAAGAAAAAGGGUGGUCUAAUAUUUUUUUCCAUGACUGCAGUUAAUUAUUCUGACUGUAAAAGAAAGUUUUCCUACAUGAGCGGUCUCAGGCUUACUGUAGGUCUGGUUUUCGUUACUCUUCUUGCUCUUCUGCUGACUACCUGACUUGUCCAGCGGGUGGUUGUUAGAGUGACGGUGAAACCAGAUCUUUAUGUUGAACCUGAAUGGGGUCAGACUGUAACCUCUCCAGGUGAUGGUGCUAGCCUCCCAGUGCUCCUGCUGGUCAGGUUUUCUACCCUGUUUAUAGUUUUAUUGGCACGUAAAGUUUUCUAGUAUUUUUCAUCAACUUUCCUUUGAGAUAGCGAAAGCUAAAGUCUGUGAUUCCGUUUGGGUUUUAAGUUUACUUUUGUGGUCUUUACAACAAUUUUUUUUCUUUCCGUUGUGUUUGUGAGGGGUUUUCAAUUGAAACAAAACAUCAAAUGUUGCAGGUUGAAACAACCAAACCUCUUCAUGUUUCUGUUUGUGUGAAACCAGCCAAAGUUUUGCAGGGUCAAAGCACUUUUGCUUUUCGCUGUGAAGUGGUUUCAGACCAAACUUGGCAGAAAAGAACUGAUGAAUUUGUGCCUUUGUUUACUGCAUUUCUUUGUGAAUGAAGUAUAUACUGCAUGUUACAGUGUAUGCUCUCUGUCACUUUUGUGUUUUUUUAUUGUUUUACAGUCUGUAGAAGUCAGUUGGGAAGUUACUACAUGAUGUUUAAAUAUGGCAUGCUGCCUUUCUUUACCUCAGAAAAAAAAAUCUUUAAAUACUUUCCAUAAAUUUUACUGUAGAUGGAGUCAAAUGUGAAGAUAUUUGGGUGGAAACGUAAAAGUCACAACAGAGAGUAGCCAAGAGGAGGAAAAGCUUCACUUUUUACAAAACUUUGAGACAAACAAUAUCUUAAUUUACUUGGUGAAUCUUACCGAUAUUUAUGAGAUGAUGUACAGGUCUAAGUGUAUUUAAUUUUGGGGCAUGUAGGAGUUUACUUGAAUUUUGAAUAUUUGUUUGUUAACCUUAAAUGUGAUAAUGUUAUUUCAUGGAAAUGGGAAUCAUAUUUGUCGGCACAUGGCUGGGGGAUCUUUGAGACAAAGAAAAUGUUCAUUAGACUUUGCUGCAUUUUGAUAAAAUCCUGCAUGUUUUACAGCUGAAAAGCAACAUAUUUUCUUCAUUACUUCCUGCCAAAUCUCCACAUUUCCUUCUGUUUCAAUUAAUUUAUGUGAUUUUCAGUACAUGAAUACUGUAUCAGGUUGUUGAACAUGUCUGGUCUCCUACCAAUCAAAGGGAUGAUAUUAAAACUAUCUUAUUUGCUUUAUCUAUGGCACGCUCAUCAUAAUUUGCCUUGGCUUAUUCGACCAUAUAGCAUCUGCUUAUGCUGAUACAGUAUCCUGAUUGUACAUGUUGUGAUGCUUUUAAUUACUCUUUUGGUGACUAAAUGAUGUUUCUAAAUAAUCUUGCAAUACACACUGUCCUUUGCUUAUUUUA